AUGCCCUAUGAACCACAUAAUCCAUUGACGGUGGCCCUACCUUUCAACUUUGGCUCCGACAAGGAGUACCCCACCGAAGUCAUGGCUGGACGUUUCCAAGCGUGGCGAUCAAUCAUCAAGGAACUCGUCAACUACUUUCGAGAAUACGCUAACGUCCAACAAGAAAUAGUCAGACAACAAUUACGACUCCAACAAGCAUCCGCCACUUUGAAUACAUCUGCUGCGGUCGUAUCUGGUGGCUCUUCUGGUAACUCCAAUAAUACGGCAUCUUCGGUAAGAGAAGAAGCAAGUAAUGUUGUCAAAUAUUUCUUACCGGUUGGAAAUGGGUCCAUCAGAGACAUUCCUGGAGUUCUCACAAAGUAUCAUCAACAGAAUGUAACCAAUUCAUCAAAGACAUUAAAGGAUAUAAACAACAUUAUUAUCCCCAAAUUAGAAGAAUUAAGAAAGGAUUUGCUCGUCAAGAUUAAAGAAAUUAAAAACUUGCAAAAUGAUUUCAAAACUAACUUAGGCAAGGAGUUGACUGAAACAAAGAACUUACUCCACAUGUACCAUCAAGCCAUUGAACAUUCGAACAAACUUGAUUCGAAAUUGCAUUCCAACAAUUCAUCAACUGACCCGGGAGAUGUUUCUAGAUUUGAUCCUUAUUUAGUAAAGAUGAGAUUGGAUCGCCAAUUGAGAAGGCAAAUGCAAGAAGAAGGAUACCUUCAUGAUGCUUACUCUAAUUUACAAAAUGCCGGUGGAAAAUUAGAGUCCAUUGUCGUCAUGGAAAUUCAAAAUUACGUCUCGAUGUUUUUAAACUUGAUAAGCACUGAAUCGUCUACAUUAUCUACAUUCUUGGUUCCCAACAUUAACAAUGGGUUCCUUUCCAAAGAAAGUACGUUUGAAUGGGAUGCAUUCAUUUCAAGAAAUUUACCAUCUACCAAUCUCGGAGUAUCGGCAGUUUCCAACAAUACAUCCACCAAUAUUAAGAAUGGAACAUUUAUUGAUAUUUCCAUACCCCGCAGAAGAAUGGCCGACUUGCUGAUUCCUGAUUUUGACUCUAAUUUGAACAUUGCUGUAAGGUCAGGAUUUCUCGAACGAAGAUCUAAAUAUCUCAAGAAUUAUUCAACCGCGUGGUUUGUCCUCACUUGUAAUUAUAUCCACGAGUUUAAGUCAAAUGAUCGUAAAAAGGACCCCAUGCCUUCCAUUUCACUUCCUUUGGAUUCGUGUUCUGUCAGUGAACAUUCAAAAGAUGAUGGGAAAUCCACGGGUGUUUACAAGUUCAUUUUAGUUUCCAAGCUGACCAACGGUCUCAUUCAUAGAACUCAUAACUGGGUGUUUAGAACUGAUACGUAUGCAAACAUGAUUGCUUGGUUUGAAGAUAUUAAGAAGUUGACAAGUUUACCAACACCAGCAGCAAGAGCUCGCACCAUCACAAAUGAGCAUCCCCCAGUGCGAAGCUCAACUACUAGUCCAGGAAUAUCACGUUCAGUAAGCAGACGUACUGCAGAUGGAGCACGCUCAUUAAACUCGUUAACUUCGGGUGAUUCAAAGCGUUAUUCUAGACAAAGACCUUUAUCACAAGCAACUUCCAUAGCCAAUGCCAACCGCUUAUCAUCAACUUUCUCCCAUAAGAAUAACUUGUCUCCUAGGUUGCCAAACAUGAUAAACAGUGAUGGGACAAUCAUAACUCCAGUUGACUCCUUUGUUGUUUCCAAACGUAAUAGUCUUAGUGAUAGUUCGGACCACCUUGACCAUCAUGACCAUCACCACCAACAUCAAGAUCCGAACAAUUCUGGGUAUCAAGUAGUCGCCAAUGAGUCCCAACAUUCACUUCCCCAUGUACAAUCGUCGAACCAACCAAGUCACUAUUCUACCCCUCCAGCAGGAUACCAAUACUAUGUUCCUGCCAAUCCAAUGCAGCCACAACAAUAUUACGAUCCGGUCCAACAACAAUAUUUCACAAUCACACCUAGUAUGAUACAUCCAGGACUGGUUCCCACAAUGACACCAUCAUCAUCAAAGCAAUCACAACCACCUCCUCCACCACCACCACAACAACAACAACAACAACAACAACAGACAACACAACCACAGCCACAAUACUUCCCAGUGUCGCCUUCGCUUGUGCCUGCACAGGCUCCAAGCAAUGGUAGUGAUAAGUUACCAUAUCCUCUGAACAAUCACCAACUCGAGUUGGAAGAGAGUGAGCGCGAAGCCGAGGGUGAAACCCCCGAUGAGAUAUCUACCAUCAAAGAAGCAACGGUAGAUGACAAGGAUAGUUGAUUUUAGUUUUCUUCUUUUACAUAUAUUAUAUAAAUACAAUUUGCAUGUAUGACGAUUCUUUCUUUCUUGCAGGAAAUAUAUUAUUUUUUAAACUAACUAACUAUUGUACAUUCUUAAACAACAACACCGGAGUUAGAAGCAAUACGUGGCCAUAAAUCGGCACAUUCCUUAGCAACAGGACCGGUGAUGGCGGAACCCUUCAUUUCACCCUUAGGGUUAACAAUGACACCGGCAUUGUCUUCAAAGUAUAAGUAGACACCGUCCUUUCUUCUCCAUGGCUUGGAUUGUCUAAUGACAAUGGCUGGCAUAACCUUCUUUCUCAAUUCUGGCUUACCCUUCUUAACGGUGGCCAUAACCAUGUCACCGGCGGAGGCGGCUGGUAAUCUGUUUAAUCUAGCACCAAUACCCUUGACGGCUAAAACGUACAAGUUUCUAGCACCAGAGUUAUCAGCACAGUUCAUGAUAGCACCAACUGGCAAAGCUAAGACAUACGGAAUUUGUUACCGGAAGC
Molecule: messenger RNA, 2776 nt
Organism: Spathaspora passalidarum NRRL Y-27907
Lineage: Eukaryota; Fungi; Ascomycota; Pichiomycetes; Serinales; Debaryomycetaceae
Gene: SLM2
Product: phosphatidylinositol 4,5-bisphosphate-binding protein
Exons: 3
Coding region: 1-2265 (754 amino acids)
Source: RefSeq, a predicted model, not a curated record